Messenger RNA from Penicillium argentinense, 1587 nucleotides. RefSeq lists its product as uncharacterized. Bases 1 to 1587 code for a protein of 528 amino acids. The record is from RefSeq and is a predicted model, not a curated record. Gene Ontology annotation, biological process: DNA integration; DNA recombination. The transcript is spliced from 4 exons. Gene Ontology annotation, molecular function: DNA binding. NCBI's taxonomy places the organism in Eukaryota, Fungi, Ascomycota, Eurotiomycetes, Eurotiales, Aspergillaceae.
AUGAAAGAGAACCUGGUUGCGCGCUACAAUCUUGACAUGUCCGUUGGAGAGAAGCCGGUUAUGAAUGUUGACGACCUAUACAUUGUACUCCACCACCAUUGGACAAAGGACAAAACACCCUAUCCUGAUGGUAGACAGAUCAUACAACUCGCAUUUAUCCUUCUGGUGUCGGCAUAUACCGCUAGUCGACCAGGAGCUUUGGUCUAUCUCGAAAGGAAAGAGAAAACUAACAUCCAGCAUUUCUUCGGCAAUGCUGAUGAUGAUGACAGACCACCCGAAGAUGAAUGGGACCUAAGGCACGAGGAUCUAAAAACUCUUUGUUACGGGCAAAUCAACUUGAUUCUGCUACCUAACCCAACUGGAGAACGUGACCAUCUUGUGAUGGAAAUUGAUUUGAAACAUACCAAGGGCCAUCAUAGUAGGCCAAAAAGAAAAAUAUUUCUGAUGUCCGAAGUGAAGCAACCAAUCUUCGAUGUCAUAAGUCUCGUUCUUGCACUAGCAAUCCUUGAUGACGCCUUUGAAUCGGAUCACAUCAGGUCGGUUGAGGACAUCUUCAGAACUCGUGUAACCCUUCCACGUCGGUCGUUGAAUAUAAGAUUCAAACAAAAACUUCUCAACGUGCCCAUUUGCCGGCAGCCAGUUUCGACCUCCUCCGGGAUGACUAUCGAUGACAUCAAACCCUUGAGGUAUCACACAUAUUUAUAUUUCCUUCAGCGGCUAAGCCUGGCCGUGGGAAUGAUUCGAGCCAUGAAGCCGUACGACCUUCGGCGCGGUACUGGCGAGGCCGUCGACAAAACCGCAUCGCUCCCCCUGCUCCAACAUGUGAUGGGCCACGCCUACGCCAGCACAUUUCAGGCAUACAUGAAUCAGCGCGUUCAAAGCCAUGUUCAAGCUGCAUUCCUUGGUUUACCUUCUGAGGAUGCAUUAAUGAACAUCUUAAGCCACCAAAGCCGAUAUAUCGACCCUCGGGCUCCCUCCAGAUACGACGACCUGCCUGAAGCUGAAAGGAAAACGUUUUCAGAUGACUCUGGCAUAAAGCGCCUACAGCAAAUGCGUGAUUCACUUGCCAUGGAAGCUAAGGAGCUCUACGGAUCCAUAAAAAAUGCAGAAGGAACAAAGAUUGGCGAGCUGAAGAUGAAAGCGGACGCCACUCUGAGAGCAGCGAAGAAGAAACUUAAGGAAUCGAAUUUCACUGGUGCUCGCGAAAAGUUUUUUGCUACCAUUGAUACAUUGGAAAUCAAUAGGCAGCUUGACCCAUCGCUCCUGGAUAUUAAACAGGAUGCUUAUGAACCAGAAAGAAUUGUCCACCGCCUCAAAGAACGCCGCCGAGUGGCAGAAUUGAUGCAAAUUCCAUGUCAAGAAUUUUCUGGGCGCAAGGAUACGACUCAACGAAUUACAUUGGUUGGUGCCCUGGUUCGGCUCGGCCAAAUCGAAAGAGUUCCAUCGGAAAGACCAAUCCAAGAGGCCAAGCCACGCAACACGGCAGUUAGCCAGGUCACACCAGAAGAAUCAUUACGGCAGGACUUCUCCCCUUCGCCGGAGCCCCUGCUAUUUCGCCUCUUCGCGCAAAGCCAGGGAGCAUUUUGA